UAGGCCUAUUUCGAUCCUAACCUAAUAAUAUUGUUGAUUCUUGUUGUAAAAUACAUACAGUAAAAAUAAAGUCAUUUCUACAUAAUUAGAUAUAAAUCAAUACUGAAGACCAAAGUAAAUAAGUUCCAUUUUCAUUCGUCCAAAUGGCAAAGCAUCAUCCCGAUUUAAUAUUUUGUAGAAAACAACCCGGCGUAGCUAUCGGUAGGUUAUGCGAAAAAUGCGAUGGAAAAUGUGUUAUAUGUGACUCCUACGUUAGACCGUGUACAUUAGUCCGAAUUUGUGAUGAAUGUAAUUACGGAUCAUACCAAGGCAGGUGUGUAAUAUGUGGAGGGCCAGGAGUUUCAGAUGCUUACUAUUGCAAGGAGUGCACCAUUCAAGAGAAAGAUAGGGAUGGAUGCCCUAAAAUUGUAAACUUGGGAAGUUCCAAAACGGACUUGUUCUAUGAAAGAAAGAAGUACGGUUUCAAGAGAAGAUAGUGGAGACCUUAUUGGCUUAUUUUAAUUCUACUUGAUAACAGAUUUAUUAUUCAUUCAAACCGAGACAAUUUUCUUAUGUUUAAUGAGAUCAUUUUGUGGAUUCAAGUGUAUGGAUAGUUAUGUAUUUCUAAUUUAAGCUUAGAAUAAAUUGACAAACUAUAUUUGAAUGUUUUGUAACAGAAAAUACUGACUUUGUUUUGAAGGAAGAUCAUAUUCUCUCAAUUCCAUCAUGGUACUUUAUUUUUUUUAUUCAAAAUAAAUCGAUAUUUUCAAAAUGA
Messenger RNA from Harmonia axyridis, 754 nucleotides. It is a transcript of the gene Phf5a, whose product is annotated as PHD finger-like domain-containing protein 5A. The record is from RefSeq and is a predicted model, not a curated record. Lineage: Eukaryota; Metazoa; Arthropoda; Insecta; Coleoptera; Coccinellidae. Gene Ontology annotation, biological process: mRNA splicing, via spliceosome. The coding region runs from base 144 to 476 and encodes 110 amino acids. Gene Ontology annotation, cellular component: U12-type spliceosomal complex; catalytic step 2 spliceosome; precatalytic spliceosome. The transcript has a single exon.